This is a messenger RNA of Arachis duranensis, 2195 nucleotides long. Its product is annotated as CBL-interacting protein kinase 2. NCBI's taxonomy places the organism in Eukaryota, Viridiplantae, Streptophyta, Magnoliopsida, Fabales, Fabaceae. The coding region runs from base 614 to 1993 and encodes 459 amino acids. Gene Ontology annotation, molecular function: protein kinase activity; ATP binding. The transcript is spliced from 2 exons. The record is from RefSeq and is a predicted model, not a curated record. Gene Ontology annotation, biological process: protein phosphorylation; signal transduction.
GGAUUUCUCAAAUUUCUCUCAAUCAAACGUUAAAAACCACAUCACUCUCUUUCUCUCUGAUUUUCUCUCUUAAUGGUUUUUCUGUUCCUUGUUCUUGUUCAGUUGUUCCAAAUUUCCAUUUUCAUUGCAGCCACAGAAACAGAAAACCAAACAAUCAUCAAUCUCCAACCCUUUCGCAGGUGUGCCUACUAAAUUUUGCUGCUGUGUAGUUGAAAGUUAACAAGUUUCUGCUUUGUUCUUUGGUAGUUCUUCAAAGCUUUUUAAGAAGUUCAUCAUCUUCAGUAUUCUCUAGUGUCACUACAAAACCAGGGAAUGCUGAAUGAUGUGCUUGCAAGUAAAUAGUUCCUUCUCGGAGUUUAAUGAGGCUUUGGCUCCAUCUGGGCUAGCCUUGUUUAUCCUUGAUGAGAUUGGGUGUUCAAACCUCUGCCGACGUCUAUUUUUCGCUCAUGUGCCGGUCACCGGAAAUCUCAAUAGUUGUUCAAUGCCAGAACAUGAACUUUGUGAAGAUGGUUGAUCUUGGAGAAUCUUCUUAAUCCCCAUUUUGGUCACUUAACUACAUCUACUUAGUGUAUUAUAGCACUGAUUUCAGCAUCCCGUGUAGGUCUUACUAGAAAUGGAACAAAAAGGAAGUGUGCUUAUGCAGCGAUACGAACUAGGGAAGUUAUUAGGCCAAGGGACCUUUGCAAAGGUCUACCAUGCUAGGAACCUUGCAACUGGCAUGAGUGUGGCCAUUAAGGUAAUUGAUAAAGAGAAGAUAUUGAAAGUUGGGAUGAUUGAACAGAUUAAGCGUGAAAUUUCUGUGAUGAGACUAAUUCAGCAUCCACAUGUGGUUGAGCUUUAUGAGGUAAUGGCCAGUAAAACCAAAAUCUACUUCGUCAUGGAGUAUGCAAAAGGGGGUGAGCUCUUCAACAAGAUACUUAAAGGAAAACUCAAAGAGGAUGUUGCCAGGAGAUACUUUCAGCAACUGAUUAGUGCAGUAGACUAUUGUCACAGCCGGGGUGUGUGCCAUCGAGAUUUGAAACCAGAAAAUCUACUAUUGGAUGAAAAUGAGAAUUUGAAGGUUUCAGACUUUGGAUUGAGUGCUCUUGCUGAAUCGAAGCACCAAGAUGGAUUACUCCAUACAACAUGUGGUACGCCCGCCUAUGUUGCGCCAGAAGUGAUAAACAGAAGGGGUUAUGAUGGGGUGAAAGCUGAUAUAUGGUCCUGCGGGGUAGUCUUGUUUGCUCUGCUGGCUGGUUAUCUUCCAUUCCAGGAUAAAAAUCUGAUGGAGAUGUAUAGGAAAAUCGGUAAGGCGGAAUUCAAAUUUCCUAAGUGGUUUGCACCUGAUGUUCGCCGAUUGUUGUCCAAAAUCUUGGAUCCAAACCCAAGGACAAGGAUAUCAAUGGCCAAAAUCAUGGAAAGUUCUUGGUUUAAAAAGGGGUUAGACAAGUCUGUGAUUACUGCAACUGAAAACAAAGAGCUAGCCCCUCUGGAUGCUGAAGGUGUUUUCGACACAUGCGAGAACUGUCCAAUUGCAAAGCCCAAGAAAGAGCAGGGAAAACCUUUCAAUUUAAAUGCCUUUGACAUAAUCUCUUUCUCCUCCGGCUUUGACUUAUCCGGUUUGUUUGAGGAUGCCGAGCAAAAGAAAGAGGUCCGGUUCACAUCCAACAAGUCCGCCUCGACCAUAUUCUCUAAGUUGGAAGACAUUUGCAAGCGCUUUCAGUUAAAAGUGAAUAAGAAAGACGGAGGUUUGUUGAAGUUGGAAGGUUCCAAGGAAGGCAGAAAAGGGAUCUUGGGCAUUGAUGCUGAGAUUUUCGAGAUAACCCCACAGUUCCAUCUGGUAGAGUUGAGAAAGGCCAAUGGUGACACAGUGGAGUACAAGAAGCUUCUGAAACACGACAUUCGGCCGGCUCUCAAGGACAUUGUUUGGUCAUGGCAGGGAGAACAACCAACACAACAUGAAGUGGUGCCGGAAGAGCAACAACAGCAGUCUCAUGUUGUGCCUGGUUAUUAGGUGCUUGAUGGUGUGUACUAUGCAAACUACUUGAAUGUUGUUUUUACUACCUAGGGUGUUAUUAUGUUAUAAGCUUAACUAUGUUAUGAUCUUGGUCAAGUCCCCUUGUUAAUUUGACAUAUAGUCAGAAAUAAGGUGGCUAGUUCAAUCUCUUGUACAGAUUGUAUAACUGAAUUGCAAAUUUGACCAUUUGGAUCUUAAA